GACUUUGCGGUUGGUGCCAGGCGGGGCAGUCGGCGGGGAGGCUGCCCGGCUGGGCUCCAGCAGCUCCGGUCCUUCCGAGGCGGCGUGAUUCACAAUGACCUUGUGCGGCUUCCCGCCACAGGAGAACAAAAGACCAGGAAAAAUUCGCUGGACACCAGGAGGCAGACCAUACAAGGAGUGAAAACUGUCCUGAAGGCAUCUGAUUGCACACCUGCAUUCCAUCUCAUUCCAACCCCACCAGCUCAGCCCCCAAACCCCACUGAUGACAAGUUUCCCACCAGUGACUGCAUCUAUAACUUGCUGUGGCUCCUCAAGAUGUCCACCUUAGUCUUAGGAUUCGGCCUGGUUUUAUUUAUGUUCAAAAGUAUGUACUUUCAUGAAGAGUUCAGCCUCCAACCAGUGCUCCCUCAUCCCGAUCCGGUGCUCCCUCGUUCCAAUCCGGCUGCCCAGAUGCCAAAGCUUCUACCCGAGGAACGUCUCCGGUCCCUCUUUUCCUACGAUGGAAUCUGGCUGUUCCCGAAAAAUCAGUGCCAUUGUGAAACUAAAGGCCAGGGCUACAACUUUGAGGGUGCCUAUGGCCAGAAAGACCUCCCUGCAGUGAAAGCGAGGAGACAGGCGGAAUUUGAGCACUUUCAGAGGAGGGAAGGGCUGCCCCGCCCGCCGCCCCUGCUGGCUCCGCCCAACCUCCCCUUCGGGUACCCGGUCCACGGGGUGGAGGUGAUGCCCCUGCAUACAGUUCCCAUCCCAGGUCUUCAGUUUGAUGGACCCAGUGCCCCCAUCUAUAAGGUCACCCUGACAGCUUCUCUGGGGACACUCAACACCCUCGCUGACCUCCCAGACAGUGUGGUGCGGGGAAGAGGCCAGAAGCAGCUGACUAUUUCAACCAGUGACCGGAAGCUUUUGAAUUUCAUCCUCCAGCACGUGACCUACACCAGCACGGUGUACCAGCACCACAGGGUGGAUGUGGAGAGGAAGCUCAGAGACCUGGUGACCAUUGCCACCAAAACGUUCCUCCGUCCCCACAAGCUCAUGACCAUGCUCCGGAGUGUUCGUGAGUAUUAUCCAGACUUGACCGUGAUCGUGGCUGAUGACAGCAAGGAGCCUUUGAAAAUUAAUGACAGCCACGUGGAGUACUACAGCAUGCCCUUUGGGAAGGGUUGGUUUGCUGGCAGGAACCUCGCCAUAUCUCAGGUCACCACCAAAUAUGUUCUCUGGGUGGACGAUGACUUUCUCUUCACCACCAAGACCAAGAUUGAGAAGCUAGUGGAUGUUCUGGAGAAAACGGAACUGGAUGUGGUAGGCGGCAGUGUGCUUGGCAACGUGUUCCAGUUUAAGCUGCUGCUGGAGCAGAGUGAGAAUGGGGACUGUAUUCAUCGGCGGUCAGGAUCUUUCCAGCCCCUGGACGGCUUCCCCAGCUGCGUGGUGACCAGUGGCGUUGUCAACUUCUUCCUGGCCCACACGGAACGGCUGCUAAGAGUUGGCUUCGACCCCCGUCUGCAGCGAGUGGCUCAUUCAGAGUUCUUUAUUGAUGGGCUCGGGAGCCUGUUCGUGGGUUCGUGCCCAGACGUGAUUAUAGGUCACCAGGCCCAUUCUCCAGAGGUGGACCUGGAGCUGGCUGCCCUGGAGAAGACCUACAGCAAGUACCGGGCCAAUACCAAUGCCCAGAUCCAGUUCAAGCUGGCUCUCCACUACUUCAAGAACCAUCUCCAAUGCUCCACAUAAAGGUGCCCGGGCAUCGGGAAAGCGCUAGGCUGACUGGUGUGGGCAUCUGGAACAGUGGAACCGGUGGUCAGGCUACCAAAACACGGACUCCUAAAAAAGAUAAAUAUCAUAAUAAACCAUAUAGUGUGUUUGGCAAAUGGGAUGGGUUCAAUUACUGGAAAGACCGAUCAAAGGCUAGAGGUCAUUAGGAAUGGACCAUUCAGGAGAAACCAAGAUGGCGGCAUAGGUAAACACUGGAAAUUGCUGCCUCGUACAACCACUUCA
Molecule: messenger RNA, 1986 nt
Organism: Myotis brandtii (Brandt's bat)
Lineage: Eukaryota; Metazoa; Chordata; Mammalia; Chiroptera; Vespertilionidae
Gene: B4GALNT2
Product: beta-1,4-N-acetyl-galactosaminyl transferase 2
Exons: 11
Coding region: 316-1722 (468 amino acids)
Biological process (GO): UDP-N-acetylglucosamine metabolic process; UDP-N-acetylgalactosamine metabolic process
Cellular component (GO): Golgi membrane
Molecular function (GO): hexosyltransferase activity
Source: RefSeq, a predicted model, not a curated record